Messenger RNA from Dimorphilus gyrociliatus, 4166 nucleotides. The record is from the annotation of a GenBank genome assembly. NCBI's taxonomy places the organism in Eukaryota, Metazoa, Annelida, Polychaeta, Dinophilidae.
AAUUGUGAUGUCCCUUGAAAGGAAACAUAACAGUUUAUUUAUCGAUAUCUUGGAUUAUUAAGAAAUAUAUUGCUUUCCCAAUAUAGUUAAGGUAUCUACAUUCGUUAUAUAGGUUUUAUGAAAAUUUCCGCUGACAGUUAGUCCACUAGUCAUUCUGGAACAAUUCGUUAAUAACUUAUGAUUUAAAAUUUUUUUUAGAGGUUGCUACAUCUGUAUACUAUUUAAUCUCAAAAGUAACAGUUAAUGUAUAAGAGCGGUUCUUUAAAAUGCAAACUCUAGAUUUCUUAUACAUGUUUUAUAGAGAAAAUAGUUUAGAGUAUAGUUUAAUAUUCCUUAUUAAAAGUAGAAAAAAAUUCAAUUUGGCUAAUUGGAUAAAAUAUGAAUUACGGUGACUAUCCACAUCCAACACACCAAAAUAAAUUCGGUGGGAAAGUUCCACCAAAUCGACAUUGGAAUAGACAAGAUAAAUCACACCAACCUUAUCAAAGGAAGUCAUUUGAACAUAAGACUAAAUAUGAAAAAGAUCAAUUGAAACAUCCUACUGCGAACACUUUGGAAACAAAUUGCAGUUUAUACACAUCGAGUGCUUUUCCAUAUUUUCGUCAUCCUCGUGAAAUUGGAUCUUUUUCAAUGGAUGAGAAUAGAGAAUACUUAAACAAUAGAAGUCAAUUACGAUACUACAACGAAGCACAGGCAAAGUCAGGUACUUGUUAUGACUUGAAAGAGGGCUACGAUACUUUUAUAUCGAAAGAUGAAAAUUAUAAAGAAUAUUUAGAUAGCUUAUUGCAAUUUAUUACUUUGAAUGUGGAAAAAUUUAAAGCUGUCAAUCCUUUGAAUGAUAAAAGCCAAAAAGAAACUGAUAUAUGUACGGAUUUUGUAUGUUGGAGAGGACUAUUAACUAAAAUAUUAGGAACUCCUUAUUUGGAUCGUCAGCAAAAUUCUUGGAAGCUUGCUGUUAUUAAAUAUAGAAACUCGUAUUAUAUGUGUGAAUACGAUACUGAAGAAAGAAAGCGAGAAGCAGAGAAUAUGACUGAAAAGCAUAAAGCGAUGAGUUAUUGGGGAUGGAAGUUUGAAAACUGUGUGUUGAGUGACACAGAAGAUGGAGUACCUAAUGCGGAAGAGCCCGUAAACAAUAAUUUAUCAUUUGUUUCAGUUGUCAGAUCAAGAUUGGAAAAUCAUUCGUUAGUAUACGGAGGGGAAGUGGAUGGUUAUGAGAAAAAACCGGAUGGUUCUUGUCAAUACAUUGAACUGAAAACGAAUUUAGCCUUAAAAAAUAUUCACGUUGAAAAAGGAUUUAAAAGAGUUAAACAGUUAAAAAAUUGGCUACAAUCAUUCCUGCUGAAUAUUCCAAAGAUUGUUGUGGGUUUUCGUGAUGACAAUGGUAUAGUUGAUAAUCUUGAGAGUUUUGAGACUUCAAAAAUUCCAACUAUUCACGGAAAAAACUUUUGGGACGCUUGCGUUUGUUUUAAUUAUCUAAAAGAGUUUUUAGAUUGGGUUAAAAGUAUUGUUACUCACGACGCAGACGAAAUUAUAAGCAUGCCAUAUGUCUUUGAAUUUGUACCUCAUACUGGUAGAACUCAUUAUCGGAAAUGCUCAGAAGAAGAAAUGUCUCAAUACUGUUUUAUUCCUAAAUGGUACUUUGAAUUCGUUGAAAAUCAUUUUAAAUCUGAUGGAACAAACCUAUUAAAAUAUAGUCGAAAUUAUCAAGAAAACGAUCAAAGUUAGUUUAGCCAAAAACAAAAUAAAAACAAUAAUUUUUGAUUAUAUAAAUUAUACUAAUUCUUGAGAAAUUUUUGAAGAAGAUGCCCCUAAUCUUGAGUAAGAAGCAAAUCAAUUGAAUCCUUAUACUUCUCAAGGAAGAGAUGAAUUGAAUGAAAACACUUUAACAAGAAUAAAAGCAGAAGAUCUAUUAAAUAUUUUUGUAAAUAUACUGUAUAUAUAUAAAUUUAUGUAUACUUUUAUAUAUAUAUACUAAUAUAUGUAUAUGUUGUCGUUGUAUUAAAAGUUAAUUCAUACAAAUAGAUCCUAUUGUUUUUUUCAUAGAUUCUGUUAAUAUAUUGUAAAUAAAACUUUUAGUGUUAAAUAAGAUAAAAAGAACAUUUAUUAUUAUAUAAUACAUUACUGUAUUGCAAUAGUAAUCAUCAGAGUACUUGUGAAAACCUUAUAAGUUUAUAAAUUAAACUUGGUUUUUGUCUAUUAUUAUACUUUAGAUAUUAGCUACUGAUACAAGACAAGAUAUCGAAGGUUUACAAGUAUCCUAUAUAUAUAUAUAUAUAUAUACAAUAUAAUUUUAUUGAAAUUUAAUGACGAAGAUUAGAUAACGGCUUGCAGUUUUAAGAUUUUAGAGGGAAAAUUUAUCUUUUCAUUCGACUUUGUCAUUUAUUAUCUCAAUCUUUCUCUACAGUUGAACCAUAUAUGAGGCUAUAGUUAUUUAAAGAAUUUAUAUAAAAAUCUUAAGUUUAAAUAUCAAAAAUGCAGGGGAAACUUACAAGUUAAAUAAUAGAAAACAAAACAAAACGAAUUCACGGUCAGAGCAUUUUUAAAACAAGCAAUAAAAAACAGGUAUGGUAGACUAUUAAAUUUUCCCCUUACUUCUUUAAAAUACUAUUGUUCUUUCAGAUAAAUGUCGUUGAAUCUUUCAAAGAGAUAAAUAUUCAUAAAAACUGUCCAAAAUUUUUCAAUUUUUUAUGCAUAAAUCCAAUUGUUGAAAAGAAAAAAUCAAAUGAAAAGUCAUCUUAAAAGUUAACCAUUUCCAUAAAAAGAAACAUUUGAUCCAUCUCUAUUUAAAGGAGAGUUAUUACUACGGUAAAAUAUGAAGAUCUCUUUCGUUCUGAAGAGAGAAAAGAUGUGAGGUAUAUUGUAUAUAGUUCUUAUUGUUAUAUCCGAUUAUUUACCAAUUAUGCAUUGAAUUUAUACAUUAUCCAUAAAGAAACGGAGGCCAAACUAUUUAGAUUUCUUCUUUACCAGUUUACCAUGACCAAAAUAUUUAUUAAAUCUGUUUGCUUUCUUCUCUAACGAGAAAAACUUGAGGGAAAAAUGAAUAAUAUGCUUAAAAAGUAGGCUAAGACUUUUAAUGAGCUAGAUGAUAAAUUGACAAAGAAAGACGACCGUAAAACGAAUGAAAUUGAGAAGAAAUAUUGUUAUAUUACUAUUAAAUCCCUAUAUUCUUCUUCUUCCAAAACUAACCACAACAAAUGGAUAUUUUCAUGCAUAUAUAUCAUUUUCAUAUAUUUAUUGGUGUAUAGAAUAUUCUUUUCUUUGUCUAAAACACAACACCAAUCAAAAAUUUACAACACCAAACUAAUUUCUAAUUAGUACUAUGAUACUAUUACAACUUACUAUUACUAAUUCUACCAAUAAUACUAACACAUACUAUGAAACACAAACAAUCAAAAGGGAAAAGACAAUAGGUCUAAAUAUUGCAUAUAUAUAUAUAUAAUAUAAUAAUAUAUUCAAAAAUUUUGAACUUUUUUCAAAAUUAAACUAUUUCUUUUUUUGCUAAAAAGUUGUCUGCUCCUCUUUUUUUUCUUUUUGAAAAAAAAAUCAUUUUCUCUUUAUAUCAACAAGAAAUUUUUUGUAUUUUAUGUAUUUAUGACGUUGAUAUAUAAUAUAAAAUUAAUAAUUCAGUUUUCUCUCUCUCACCCUCUUUCCCUAUAUAGAUAUAUAUAUAUAUAUUAAUAUAUUUGGCACAUUUGAAAUUCUAAAGAGUUAUAUACUGUAUAUACUGUAUAUAUAUGUAUCUUUUCAAAGUUUGUUCCUUGUUUCUAAAUUAUCUAUCUUUCUUUCCUAUAUUUUUCUACAACCAAUUAGCUACAAAGAUAGAAAUAAGGAUAAAAUUGAAUGAAAUAUAUGAAAAAUUGAUUAAACUUGACUAUAAAACUGAUCUAUAUUAAUUUAAUCUAAAUUAAAAUUAAUUAUUAAUAAUUUCUAAUUAAUUUCGUGUAGGAACAUUUCUAAGAAUUAAAAUUAGUAUGCUAAUCUAAAUUCUAAUUCUAAGUUUAUAAUUAUCACAUUUUACUAGACAUUGAAAAUAAACAAUUCUAUUUGAAAGAAGAAGAAGAAAAAGAGGAAGAAAACAAAUUUCUUUGUUUUUUUUAAAAAAAAAAGCAUUACUUUUUCUCUCAAUUUCAAACGUUGAACGAUCGUUGUUUCCUUGUCAAUUUUUC